Messenger RNA from Linderina pennispora, 1266 nucleotides. RefSeq lists its product as uncharacterized. The transcript is spliced from 8 exons. Bases 1 to 1266 code for a protein of 421 amino acids. NCBI's taxonomy places the organism in Eukaryota, Fungi, Kickxellomycota, Kickxellomycetes, Kickxellales, Kickxellaceae. The record is from RefSeq and is a predicted model, not a curated record.
AUGUCGCUACAGAGCAACGGCAGCGCGACUAUAGCCACGAACGGAGACCUGAAGCGGGCACACUCUGAAGAGCAGGACGAUCAUGAGCCCAAAGACAGCAGCAUCGAGGAGCUGGCGAGUAUAGAGUGCAGCGGGCAAAUGUACUACAUUGGCGACCACAUCCAUGGGAUCCAGAAGCACACAGUGACGGGGGUGGUAACCCUGCAUAUUGUGCUGUUCUCAUACCCCCACGAGAUUGUGCACCCGCCAUCGGUACAGUUCUUCCAGAACACGGUUCUGAAAUCGACGCGCGAGGUGCAGGUGCCAGUGGCCCAGGUAGUGCGCCCGUGCUUUGUGGUGCCAUCCAGCGAUGCUGUGCGCGGCCACCCAGGGAGUACGACGAGCGGCCAGCAUGGCCCGCUGUAUGGUGCUUUCAUCAUGAAGGUGAAGAACCGCAACCGCCAGUACUGGCCGCACGCAAUGACCGAGGAGCGGAAGCAGGCGCUGAGCGACAUUAUUGAGUGGGCGGGCGGGCCGCGGGAGCUGGAGAAACUCGGCAGUGGCCUGGAGGACUCCGGUGUGUCGCCGCGCACGCGUCGGUCGACGCGCCAGACAUCAGCAGCCAGCACACCCACCACGCAGCCGCCCAGCACGCCGCUGAUGUCGUACCCGAUGGCGACCCGCCCGCUAGCCAACACCCAGGCGUUUUACCAGCAGAUGAUGCAGAUGCGCCCAAACGCCAUGUUUGUGCCUGGCUACCAUGCCCACCACCGCGCACGCCGCGGCCGCCCGCCAAAGAACAAGCAGCUGAUCCUGCAGCGUGAGCGCGAGGCCGCAGCCGCCGCAGCUGCUGCCGCCGCCGGUCACCCGCCGGUGCAGCCCAGCCCGCGCGUAUCGGCACGCCGGCAGUCAGCCUACGGAAAUGCCGGUCGUCCGCCGCCAUCGGGACUGGGCUCGCCACAGACCAUCAUGAUGGGCCACCGCUCGAGCAUCGGCCAUGUGUCGCAGGCCCCGGCAGUUGUGAGCAUGCCGGGCCAGCGCCCGCAGCUGCCCACCGCCCCGAGCCGCCCGCAGCCGCAGCCGCAGAAGACUGCGCCGCUAGCCCACAUUGACCCCUCCACGAUUCCACAGUUGCCGCCGGAUCUGGUCAGUCUGUUUCCUACCAGCGACGGCAUGAUUCGGUGGUUCGCCACCGCGCCUGUGUGCAGAGUCAAGGCGCAGCCUACCGUGCAUUCGGAGCAGUAUCUGCAAUGGAAGAACAGCAACAAUAGCUACUGUAAAGCCUAA